Molecule: messenger RNA, 1157 nt
Organism: Magnolia sinica
Lineage: Eukaryota; Viridiplantae; Streptophyta; Magnoliopsida; Magnoliales; Magnoliaceae
Exons: 3
Coding region: 56-700 (214 amino acids)
Source: RefSeq, a predicted model, not a curated record
UCUCUCUCUCUCUCUCUCUCUCUCUCUCUCUCUCUCUCUCACAGAAAAACAGGAUAUGGGUAUGGGUAUGGGAAAGGAGAAGCCCAGAAAGAUAUGGAGAGGACUGAAGACUCUCUUCUUUCUACUAAGCAUGUUUGCUUCUUUCCUUCUCUUCUCAGCCCCUCUUCUCAUUGUUUUAGCUGAUGCCCUUCUCCCUUCUGCUUUCUUCACUGCCUUUCUCUCUCCUUUCUCCUUUCAAUCUCUCUCUUCUCAUUUUCAACACUACGAUUUCUGGACGUCCAUCAUCGAUGUCCCACUCAUCUCCAUCGCCAGAUCCAUCAUCAUAAUCUGCGUAUAUUGCAUGUGUGAUGGGCCCCGUCGUUCUCGUGGACCCUACAUGGGAGUAACAACGCUGUGCUCUUUGCUAUCGGUGGUAGCUGUUUCUCUAAAGGCAUGGGUUUAUGUGGCAAGGAUCAACGGACAGGGUGCGACAUUAAAUCUCCAACACCAUGAUCUAACGGUGCAGGAGUCGUGGGCCAUCCAUGCCAUGUUCAUGUGCUCGCUAUUAUUAGCGGUGGGCCACAUCGUAGUUGCCUACAGGACCAGCUGUCGCGAAAGACGGAAGCUCCUCAUCUACAGAAUCGAUCUAGAAGCGGUCUCGGCUUGCAACAAAGGCUUCCCUACGUACCACAAGAUCCUACACCAUGCUAGAGCAAUGUAAAACAGACUCAAAUGUGGUCAUUUGGAAGUGGGUCCCACCGUAUGGCCACGAUCUAGGUUUCAGAGGCAUCUCACCCGUUCAUGAACUGUGUGUUGUGUCCCCAACUUCAAGAGAGACUAAACUGGCAACACCCAAGUACAUAGAUACAGUCUUAAGGCGUGUUUGGAUGUACCAGCAAACCCCAAAUGACAAGUGAGAUACAUGUGCUAGCCUAGCUUAUGGUGUGGACCCACAGAACCAGGAACUUCCAUAGUCUUAAAUGUACGAUGGAGAUUUCUUGAUCGUGCAAGACACUGGGAGUGGGCCUUUUUUUUUGUUUUUUUUACUUAUGUAUGAUUGAAAGCGUGUAUAGCUAUGAGAGAUGUGCACCAAACGCACAUCAUUCAUGUAAAUGUGAAGAGACUGUAAAGCUGAGAAUUCCUUGAGAUUCCUACGAAAAGAAAAUCUUUUCGUUCAA